GAUGUUGUGGUCCUUUGGGUUUGUGCUGGAGCCCUUGUGCGAUGGCGUCAAUUUGUUGAGAAACUCAACUACGGACGGGAGCCUUAUCGAGAGAUAACAAUUGGAAAAAGUCAUCCCCACACAAACACUGCUUUUUACUGUGUAUCUGCAGAUUGCAGCCUGGCGCAUUUCGAUCCUCUUCACCUGGGUUCAGGUUGGUAUUCGCAGAUGCCUGUGGACGUCAUUGAUCUCGCGUCCACGGGACGCAUUCCCCUGCAAUACAGUCUUACGGCCAAACCUGGACGACACAGCGGCCCCCGCCCUCUGCCAGCUCGGCUCGGGACGGUCGGGCGGACGGAUUGGUGGCUCUAGUUCGGUCGCUCGUGGGCCUCGAUGAAGUGCCAGUAGUCCGAAUUUCUCCGUAUCGGCAUCCGCGUCCCUGCGAGGUACCUGGUACAUGGUCUCUACCACCAACCCAAGUACCUACCUACUAUACAAAACCGGCCUCGCAUUGACCAGGGACGACGGCUUUGACGCUUGUGCCCGCUUGCUUCUCGGAAUCUUACAGCUGAUACGCCACCACGCUUGUGGUCGUGUUAAUGGCUGUUUACCUAGGCACUGCAUGUGGCUUGGCCGAGGCAAUUUGCUUGAUAUUCAUCCACCUGCCCACCUGCCGAUACCCUUUUCUCGCGAGGCGCCGGGCUUGGCCUCGGUCCUGACAUGAUGGAUGCCGACGUGCAGGCCGACGACCACCUGUGGACGACUCGGCGAACUUUCUUGACGACAAGCCCGUCGCAAAUCAUGGGGACCCAUGCGUUUUGCGCCAUUCGACAGGGGACGAAUGACGCAGGCCGCGUCGUAGCCAGAUGGGUCUGGAUCCACGGGCGCGGCUGUGAACAGACGCGGGACAAGGGAGAUUCCGGGCAGCCAGCGCAGGAGAAGAGAGCCUUUUCACCCUAUCUUUCGACAGGUGCCGCACGCAGGGCCCGACCAAGGUUUACCACAUGGGGCACCGCAGGGACCAACCGUUGGCCCUGGGUCAUCGGGUCGAACCGGUUGGGGGUUGGGGGCUCUUUAUUCAACGGCGCCCCGGGAGCCUUGGGGAGCCACAAAACCUGGCUUGGGCAUGGCCGAUCGAUAUGCCGUCCGCUCAUUGACUCCGAUGCUGGCCGUAUCCCAACAGAACCAGGCGGUCGUCGGAGAGCAGACAAAUGGGCUGGCAGAAAUACCCCCGACAUCAAAAGCUGGCCUGCGCCCACCUCGGAGUAUCUCCGACCCAGUAGAAUACCUGCCCAUUGAUAGACCCAUGGCCACACCUACCCUCAGCUUGUCGCCCACCUUGCCCAUCCCCCAGAGUAUCUGCCUAGGACUUUAUAUCCCUGUGGUUAUCUGCUGGUCCCAAGUAUAAUUUUAUAAUUUACCUGGUUAUUUCGCCUGGUAGUCGGGACAAGCAGCAGGCGCAUCAGGUCCGUACCAAUUGGCUGGCUACCAACCUACCUACCUCCUCCUUACCCUGGUGGCUCCCACCAAACAAAUCAAGAGGUAGGUCGGCCCCGAUGUGACAUCGCCCCAGACAAUGGCACCACCAGCCGCCCAAAAGUGCCAGGUACCUGCCUCAGCUCCAUUGAUGUGCCGCACCUUGGUACCUCCAAUCCAGCAGCUCCAAGGAAGGGAGCUUCCAGUUGCGGGGUAAUGGGCGGCAACACCUGGUUCGUCCGACCACAAUGGAAGGAGGCUUGUGACGCCAGCGCAAACCCGCGUGCCAUGCAUGGAUGAUGGAUGGCCUGGAAGGCGCAAACACCCCCCUUCCGCGCCUGGAAAGCACAAUCGCUUUGGGCGAAUGGGCACGCGCGCGCGGGGAUGUGCCUGCGGAACCGGCCAUCCAUUCACCCGUCCAUCCGUCACACGCCGGCUGGCCUCCAUGGUACCCGACGUUUGUUUAACAGGACUUGGCUAACCGCGUUUGUUCCCAUCUCGUCCGUCCCAAGCAGCGCUCUCCCGUCUCCCGUCUCUCGUCUCCUCAACCCCUCUCCCGUCCCAGGCCCUCGCCACGCCGCAACCGCACUUCUGCCGGACGGAAUGUCGAACACACUCAAACAGGCCACCGAAGCAGCAAGAACAUCGCCAGUCAUGGGUACGACUGACGCCGCCCGCAAUGAUUUCCUGCACACCCCGUUCAUGCGCGCCGCCCUGCCCUUCAUCAAUGGAGGCCUGAGCGGAAUGGUGGCCACGACGGUGAUCCAGCCCGUCGACAUGGUCAAGGUCCGGCUGCAGCUCGCAGGCGAGGGCAUGGCCGGCGGCGCCAAGCCCACCCCCCUCUCGGUCACGCGCGAGAUCCUCGCCAGCGGAAAGGCCCUCGACCUCUACACGGGACUGUCGGCCGGCCUCCUUCGGCAAGCCGUCUACACGACCGCCCGCCUCGGCUUCUUCGACACCUUCAUGGGCAAGCUCACGGCCCGCGCCAAGGCCAACGGCCAAUCCAUCGGGUUCAAGGAGCGCGCAGCCGCUGGGCUGACGGCUGGCGGCAUCGCUGCCAUGAUUGGCAACCCGGCCGACCUGGCCCUCAUCCGCAUGCAGAGCGAUGGCCUGAAGCCCGUGGACCAACGCAAGAACUACAGGUCCGUCGUGGACGCCCUGUCUCGCAUUGCGCGCGGCGAGGGCGUCGCCGCGCUCUGGUCGGGCGCCGCGCCCACGGUUGUCCGGGCCAUGGCGCUCAACUUUGGCCAGCUCGCCUUCUUCAGCGAGGCCAAGGCACAGCUCAAGGAACGCACCGAGAUGAGCGCCCGGGCACAGACGCUGAGCGCCAGUGCCGUCGCCGGCUUCUUUGCCUCCUUCUUCUCUCUGCCGUUUGACUUUGCCAAGACUCGCCUGCAGAAGCAGCAGCGCGGUCCAGACGGCAAGCUGCCUUACAGCAGCAUGGUCGACUGCUUCACAAAGGUGGCCAAGCAGGAGGGCCCUCUGCGCUUCUACCGUGGCUUCUGGACAUACUACGUCCGCAUCGCGCCACAUGCGAUGGUGACCUUGAUCGUCGCCGACUACCUCGGUUGGAUAACCAAGUAGGAGACAAGCCUGGUCCAUCUUUGGUUAGAGUGAGACGACGAUUGAGAUCCAAGGACACGCGCAUAAUUCUGCUUUUUUGUCUUUCAUCUUUCAGUUUUCCCUGUCGUCUUUUUUUUCCCUUGUCAGGUUUCCUCUCGUACGGUUUCCCCCGGUCCACCCUCGCACUGUUGUAUUCUGGUCAUGGAGACUUGGCUUCGGUGUCAUGAUUCUGUUAUUUGGAGGCGUUCUUCACUAUGCACAUUUCUCGCCGACGCCAUGGCGACGCGCGACUGGUUUCCCCUUUAGCUGUGUUACCGGCUUGCUUGUUUUGAAAUCAUGACUUGCGGAUUGUUAUGUUGUCGAUGAAAAUUUUGAGCUGGCUCGGGAUGGGCCAGGCUGAGGGCAGACUGAGUGAGGACUGGCGAGAGGGCUGAUGGGAGGAGACCUGGAGCCUUUGUCGAUAUGUAUAGUAUCCAGGUCUGAAGUCAAGGUCGAAUGAAACGGAAUUACCUCUAGAUGCUCGGG
This is a messenger RNA of Gaeumannomyces tritici R3-111a-1, 3543 nucleotides long. RefSeq names its product mitochondrial 2-oxoglutarate/malate carrier protein. Gene Ontology annotation, biological process: transmembrane transport. Bases 1759 to 3039 code for a protein of 426 amino acids. Gene Ontology annotation, molecular function: oxoglutarate:malate antiporter activity. Lineage: Eukaryota; Fungi; Ascomycota; Sordariomycetes; Magnaporthales; Magnaporthaceae. The transcript is spliced from 3 exons. The record is from RefSeq and is a predicted model, not a curated record.